ACACCCAACCCAAAUUAUUCCUAUUUAUUUAUAUGUAAUUCUAGGGUUUCUGCCUUCUGGUGCUGCGCGGAUUGUAAACAGGAAAUCGCAACCUCCAUCUCUUCUGAUCUCUUCCGCCUUUCCGAGCAGCAACCAUGAUUAUCCCUGAUAAGAAUCGUAAGGCGAUCUCCAAGUACCUCUUUCAAGAGGGCGUCUGUUACGCCAAAAAGGAUUACAACUUGGCGAAGCACCCGGACAUUGAUGUCCCAAAUCUGCAGGUGAUUAAACUGAUGCAGAGCUUUAAAUCAAAGGAAUAUGUUCGCGAGACAUUUGCUUGGAUGCAUUAUUACUGGUACCUCACCAACGAUGGGAUCGAGUUCCUCAGGACUUACUUGAAUCUUCCUUCUGACAUUGUUCCCGCCACUCUCAAGAAGUCCGCCAAGCCCCUUGGACGUCCCAUGGGUGGCCCUCCCGGCGACCGCCCUCGUGGUCCGCCAAGAUUUGAAGGAGACAGACCGAGAUUUGGUGACAGAGAUGGCUACCGUGGUGGUCCUAGAGGUCCUGCCGGUGAAUUUGGUGGCGAGAAGGGUGGAGCACCGGCUGAUUACCAGCCCGCUUUUAACAGGGGUGCUGGUGGAAGGCCCAGCUUUGGCCGAGGAGGUGGUGGUUUUGGAGGUGGUGCAAGUGGUGCACCACCAAGCCCAAGUUUUUCUUAAACAUUCUAUUUGUUGCUCUAAGUGUUUGCAGACUCUAGUUGAAUUCUCUAAAUCUUAUUUCAGUUUCUGUAAUGCUGUUUUUUGUUUCAGCUAUCAUAGCAAAUGGAGGUUAUACAAUUCUACAAUUUUGUUAA
Messenger RNA from Lactuca sativa (garden lettuce), 829 nucleotides. RefSeq names its product small ribosomal subunit protein eS10z. Gene Ontology annotation, cellular component: cytosolic small ribosomal subunit. NCBI's taxonomy places the organism in Eukaryota, Viridiplantae, Streptophyta, Magnoliopsida, Asterales, Asteraceae. Gene Ontology annotation, molecular function: structural constituent of ribosome; RNA binding. The record is from RefSeq and is a predicted model, not a curated record.